This is a messenger RNA of Balaenoptera acutorostrata (minke whale), 4639 nucleotides long. RefSeq names its product cleavage stimulation factor subunit 2 (gene CSTF2). Gene Ontology annotation, molecular function: mRNA binding. Lineage: Eukaryota; Metazoa; Chordata; Mammalia; Artiodactyla; Balaenopteridae. The transcript is spliced from 15 exons. The record is from RefSeq and is a predicted model, not a curated record. The coding region runs from base 77 to 1855 and encodes 592 amino acids. Gene Ontology annotation, cellular component: mRNA cleavage and polyadenylation specificity factor complex. Gene Ontology annotation, biological process: mRNA 3'-end processing.
GAAGCGUGUUCGGCGCUGGGCUCACGCGCCGUACGGAAGUGUGCUCCGGCGCACCGGAAGCCGCUGGGAGAGAGCGAUGGCGGGUUUGACUGUAAGAGACCCUGCGGUGGAUCGUUCUCUACGUUCGGUGUUCGUGGGGAACAUUCCAUAUGAGGCUACUGAAGAGCAAUUAAAGGACAUCUUUUCUGAGGUUGGACCUGUUGUUAGUUUCAGGUUGGUAUAUGAUAGGGAGACAGGAAAGCCAAAAGGUUAUGGCUUCUGUGAAUACCAAGACCAGGAGACAGCACUUAGUGCCAUGCGAAACCUAAAUGGGCGUGAAUUCAGUGGGAGAGCACUUCGAGUGGACAAUGCUGCCAGCGAAAAGAACAAAGAAGAGCUGAAGAGCCUUGGCACUGGUGCCCCUGUCAUUGAGUCACCUUAUGGAGAGACCAUCAGUCCUGAGGAUGCCCCUGAGUCCAUUAGCAAAGCAGUUGCCAGUCUUCCACCAGAGCAGAUGUUUGAGCUGAUGAAACAAAUGAAGCUCUGUGUCCAGAAUAGUCCUCAGGAAGCACGAAACAUGUUGCUUCAGAACCCUCAACUGGCUUAUGCUUUGCUACAAGCCCAGGUAGUGAUGAGAAUUGUGGAUCCAGAAAUUGCCUUGAAAAUUCUGCACCGCCAGACAAAUAUCCCAACACUGAUUGCAGGCAACCCUCAGACAGUCCACAGCACCGGACCUGGCUCAGGAUCCAAUGUGUCGAUGAACCAGCAGAAUCCUCAGGCCCCUCAGGCCCAGUCUUUGAGUGGAAUGCAUGUCAACGGCGCACCUCCUCUGAUGCAAGCUUCUCUGCAGGCUGGAGUUGCAGCACCAGGGCAGAUACCAGCCACUGUAACAGGACCUGGGCCUGGUUCCUUAGCUCCUGGAGGAGGAAUGCAGGCCCAGGUUGGAAUGCCAGGAAAUGGACCAGUGUCCAUGGAGCGGGGACAAGGAACCCUACAGCACUCGCCCGUGGGACCCACCGGGCCUGCAUCAAUUGAGCGAGUUCAAGUGCCGAUGCAAGACCCCAGAGCAGCUAUGCAACGUGGGCCCUUGCCUGCCAACGUCCCAACUCCUCGAGGUUUGUUGGGAGACGCUCCAAAUGACCCACGCGGAGGCACUUUACUUUCUGUAACUGGAGAGGUAGAGCCUAGAGGUUACCUGGGACCACCUCAUCAGGGUCCGCCCAUGCACCAUGUCCCUGGCCAUGACAGCCGUGGCCCACCCCCACAUGAGAUGCGGGGAGGGCCAUUAGCUGAGCCCAGACCUCUAAUGGCAGAGCCAAGAGGACCCAUGCUAGAUCAGAGGGGUCCACCAUUGGAUGGCAGAGGUGGAAGAGAUCCCCGAGGCAUAGAUGCACGAGGGAUGGAGGCAAGAGGAUUAGAUGCUAGAGGAUUGGAAGCCCGUGCGAUGGAGGCCCGUGCGAUGGAGGCUCGUGCAAUGGAGGCCCGUGCAAUGGAGGCCCGUGCAAUGGACGUCAGAGGGAUGGAGGCCAGAAACAUGGAUACAAGGGGCCCAGUCCCAGGCCCUAGAGGCCCUAUACCUAGUGGAAUCCAGGGUCCCAGUCCAAUCAACAUGGGGACAGUUGGCCCCCAGGGAUCCAGACAGGUCCCAGUCAUGCAGGGAGCGGGCAUGCAAGGAGCGAGCAUUCAGGGUGGAGGCCAGCCUGGUGGCUUUAGUCCUGGCCAGAACCAAGUCACUCCGCAGGACCAUGAGAAGGCUGCUUUGAUCAUGCAGGUUCUUCAACUAACUGCAGACCAGAUCGCCAUGCUGCCUCCUGAGCAGAGGCAGAGUAUCCUGAUCUUAAAGGAACAAAUACAGAAAUCUACUGGAGCGCCUUAAAAGGUUUUCAAAACUACCUGGCGACAAAUCUGGAAAUUAAUUCCAUACCUUUGUUGAAAUGUUGCAAAAAGAUGGAUACUUCAUCCUAACCCUUGAAUGACUCAAAUUGGUGCCAGGUGGAGGACUCCCAUCACCUUCUCUCAGAACAAAAUCAGUUCAUUCUGUUGUCUUAGUUUGUAUGUUUUCUGUGACUUGAAAUAAACUUUGAACACAAUUUUAGUAUACUGCAAAUUGAUAUACAUGACCUUUUUGCUUUUAAAAGGGUGAAACCUUACAUGUGUUUUCUACCCUUACUGCAGUAUUGAACUUUAAUAUUAUGUUGCCAUAGCUCUGUUUUUCCUUUUAAGUUAACCAUUUAUUCUUCUUGAUGAUAUUUGAGAAUUUCUCAGAAACAGUGUUUUCUGGAACUUAGUUUUUGCUUAGUUUGCUUCCAACAGGAAUAAUAUUUGCCCUUUGAGAGCUUGCUAGAACUUCUGAGUCUACUGGGAGACAAUAGCAUGUGCUUAGAGCUGUAAAAUGGUCAGAAGGCCAACAAUGCAAAGAGCCUACCUAGGAGAGCAGUGUAUUUAGUUUAGAAAAAUCCAAAUAUCAAAAUGUAUUUUUUGGUCAGUACCAAGUCUAUUCACACGCAUAGUUCAGAGUUAAGACAAAGAUAAUGUAUGAUCACUGGUUUGAGUGUGUCAACAACACAAGAGACUGUUGACAUUUUCUUGUCUGUUUUAAAACUCUUCAGUCUGGGUAGUCAACCUUAAAAGUUAAGAAAGCCACUAAUUUUUCACAUGUUCAAGGUGAAAUAAACACUGAACAGAAAUCAAACAAAAUACAUUUCAUCCUGCCUUCUAAAUAAUUACUAACCUACAGCCCUACCCAGUAACCAAAUUUAUUCUAGGAAACUAAAACAUAGAAACUCUAAAACUUUUACAUUUUUCUCAUUUAUUUUAAGAGGACCAAAUGUAGAGCAUAAGCUGUCAGAUUGCCCAUUAGGCCUGCCCCUGCCUGCUUCCUUUCAAAUAGGUGUGAACAUAAUCAGUGCCACUGGCUCUAACCUAUUGCUCUUCCAGCCUAGUAUUCUCUCUCUCAUAGUGGCAUUAAGGAGAAACAUGAUUUCUCUCCAUCAGGCCAACCUCAAGAGGUUAAGAGGUGCCUUAAUAAUUAGUAAAGUUCCACUGGAACUACUCCUGAGCCUAUUUAUGUUCUCAGAGUCCUAGCCUCUGGGUUAGGAUUAUGGUCAAGUGAAUUAAAAGCCUGCCAUAGGCUUAGAGAAUGUAAUAGCAUAUUGCUUACCUGUGAAGCAAAAGAAUGCAAAGAUAAUCAACUUUAUGAGAGACAUUAAAAUUGAGGGAUUUUCUACUCUGAUAUAUAAACAUUUACUGCAACAAAAAUUUGCUGAACAAGAUACUUGAUAUUACAACCUAGGAAGAAAAACUUGCUCAAAACAGCUGAGGAGCUUUCUGGGUAUCUUGCUCAUCCCCAGUUCAGGCUUAGAUGUUGAUUAUGUGUAGGAUUUAUUAUCAUUACCUUUUCUGCCUACUUCCAUGAAUAUUCUAGGCCUUGAUAUGUUGUUGAUUUUAGCAGCAGUCAUAUCUUGAAGUGUCAAUAUAUUUAGACAUUAAGACUAAGAGUACAGCCUUUCUCCUUAGGAACUCAUUAUAAGUUUCAAGAACACUAAGAUUCCAAAUCAGACUCACUGAAGAUCAAACUAUAAUUUGGUCAGCAGUUGUCUAGUAGGAACCAUAUCAUCAAGGUUCCAUUGUGCAUGUUCCUAAAGCCUUAUUAAAUUUAAAUUAGCUGAAAUCCGGGAAAUUGGUAACAGCAGGGGUAUCCCAAUCUAUUCCCAUGGAAACAUCCAUUAGUAUUUUUUCCUGAUGUCCAGUUAAUAAAUGAAACACAAUUAGCUACCAUGAGUUCAUGACCUACCUUUAUUUUGUUCAAACUAGUGACUGAAAAAAUUGGUUUUACUAAUCUUUCAAGUCAUGUAGGUUUCUGGAUAAUUAGAAACAGUCAUUUAUUCAUUUUUGCUCACUUAAUGGUAGAGAAAUAGGUGCUAUAAUGUUGAUUCAGUAAAAACAUUCUUGUAAAUCCAGUGAUUUGAAUUGUCUUUGGGCACAACAAAAUGUGGAUUAUUUUUCCUCUUGUAAGGGCCCCGAUCUUCUUUCCUUCUACUGUUUCACUGUGACUACUGACAUCCCAGAGCCAGGUGGAUGGAAGAAAUAAAAAGCAUUUCGAUAGGAGAAAGAAAAGGCAUUUUGCUGAUGUCAUUAGGUGAAUGAUUCCUUAAUGAAUAGGUACGUACGAGCCAAAAAAUGUGUUGUCAAAAUUUUAAAUUAUCUUUUUUGAAGACUAGACAUUAAUAAACCCCCUUGAUAAAAAUGGCAGUAAAGAGUCCUUGUUGACUAAAUAAUCAUCCUAAGAUGGAGUUCAAGUUUUCACAAUUAUUUCCAACAGAACAAUGCAAGCUAAUGACAACAUAACUGACUUUCAAUUAUAAUACAAUUUCAAUUACGAUUAGCAUACUUUCAAGAUUUUCUUUCCCAAAUGGAGAGCCUAGGUAAAGUAACAAAAGAUUUAUUCAUUAAGCAAAGAAGAAAAUCCUUCAUUUUUUGACAAGCAAAAAUAAGUAAAGCAUAAAUUGCUGUUCACACUGGAUAAGACCAUGUUUAGCAGUAAGAAUGUACAUAGUGUUAUAUAGGGAUUGGGUUCUUGGUAAUUCUAUGUUCGUUGUUUUACUAUUUAUGCUUAUUAUUAUGUUUUGUCGUUAAUUCUUUAAUAAAUUUUUAUUUUAAA